AUGAAGACUGUCCUCGCCCUCUCCGUGGCGGCUGUCGCUCAGGCGGCAUUCAGCACCGAGACUAUCCACAAGGGAUCUGCUCCCGUUCUCAGCUCCGUUCACGCCGAUGUCGUCCCCGACUCUUACAUCAUCAAGUUCAAGGACCACGUCAACGAGGCCAAGGCCACCGACCACCACAAAUGGAUUCAGAACAUCCACAAAGAUGGCGAAGAGGAGCGCUUUGAGCUCCGUAAGCGUAGCCUCGGCUCCUCUAUUGAGGAGGCUUUCGCUGGCAUGAAGCACACCUACAACAUUGCCACCGGCUUCAAGGGCUACUCUGGCCACUUCCACGAGUCCACUAUCGAGAAGGUCCGAAACCAUCCCGAUGUUGAAUUCAUUGAGAAGGACACCAUCGUCCACACCAUGCGUCCCGUCAGCUCUGAGGAGUCUGUUCAGGAGGACUGCAACCCCGAGACCGAGAAGCAGGCUCCUUGGGGCCUUGCUCGUGUCUCCCACCGCAAGGGUCUUUCUUUCGGCACCUACAACAAGUAUCUCUAUGCUGCCGAAGGCGGCGAGGGUGUUGAUGCCUACGUUAUUGACACUGGUACCAACAUUGAGCACGUCGACUUUGAGGGCCGCGCUAAGUGGGGUAAGACUAUUCCUACUGGUGAUGCUGAUGAGGAUGGCAACGGCCACGGCACUCACUGCUCUGGAACCAUUGCCGGCAAGAAGUACGGUGUUGCCAAGAAGGCAAACGUCUAUGCCGUCAAGGUCCUCCGCUCCAAUGGCUCUGGCAGCAUGGCCGAUGUCGUCAAGGGUGUCGAAUUCGCUGCCACCAGCCACGCCGAGCAGGUCAAGGCUGCUAAGGAUGGUAAGCGCAAGGGCUUCAAGGGCUCUGUCGCCAACAUGUCUCUUGGUGGUGGCAAGACCCAGGCUCUCGACGCUGCCGUGAACGCUGCCGUCAAGGCUGGCAUUCACUUUGCUGUCGCUGCCGGUAACGACAAUGCCGAUGCCUGCAACUACUCUCCUGCCGCUGCCGAACUCCCCGUGACUGUCGGUGCUUCUGCCUUCGACGACACUCGUGCUUAUUUCUCCAACUACGGCAAGUGCACUGACAUUUUUGCCCCCGGUCUGAACAUUCUUUCCACCUGGAUCGGCUCCAAGUACGCCGUCAACACCAUCUCUGGUACAUCCAUGGCCUCCCCUCACAUCUGCGGUCUCCUCGCCUACUACCUCUCUCUUCAGCCUGCCAGCGACUCUGAGUACUCUGUUGCUCCCAUCACCCCCAAGCAGCUCAAGGAUACACUCAUUAAGAUCUCCACCGAGGGAGUCUUGACUGACAUCCCUGCCGGAACCCCCAACAAGCUCGCCUGGAACGGUGGUGGCUGCAGCAACUACUCCAAGAUUGUCGCCGCCGGUGGCUGGACUGGUAAGCCCGCCGCCUCUGAGAUCGAAAAAGUCGAGAAGGCUGCCAAGGAGGAGGUCAGGAUCAUCUCCACCAAGGUCUCCAAGGGUGUCAAGAACUUCGGCGACAAGGCUGAGAAGUUUGUCGAGAAGAUUCACGACGUUGUCGACAAGGAGAUUGAGCACUUCAUCUCCGAGAUUUCUCUGUAA
Pochonia chlamydosporia 170 is the source of this 1593-nucleotide messenger RNA. Its product is annotated as cerevisin precursor. Gene Ontology annotation, molecular function: serine-type endopeptidase activity. The record is from RefSeq and is a predicted model, not a curated record. Lineage: Eukaryota; Fungi; Ascomycota; Sordariomycetes; Hypocreales; Clavicipitaceae. Bases 1 to 1593 code for a protein of 530 amino acids. Gene Ontology annotation, biological process: proteolysis. The transcript has 2 exons.